Molecule: messenger RNA, 1416 nt
Organism: Olea europaea var. sylvestris
Lineage: Eukaryota; Viridiplantae; Streptophyta; Magnoliopsida; Lamiales; Oleaceae
Product: auxin-responsive protein IAA13-like
Exons: 5
Coding region: 137-1060 (307 amino acids)
Biological process (GO): regulation of DNA-templated transcription
Cellular component (GO): nucleus
Molecular function (GO): protein binding
Source: RefSeq, a predicted model, not a curated record
CCAUUAUCACAUCUCUCUCCCCUCUUUUUCUCUCUUCCUCUGUCUCUUUUUUGCUCCCAGAAGACUUCCUUACAUUCUCGUCUUUCCUACAAAAAAAUCCUUAAACAUCCCAUUUCUUGUAAUUUUUCUUGAUGUUAUGGAACCAACUUUAGGCUUGCUAGGUGGGAUUGGGGCCGGAGGCGGUGGCGGUAGAGGAGGUGGUGGAGCUGGUAGCGCAACCUUGUCUUGUGAUCAGACUGGUUUAAAUGUACCCAAUUCUGAAAAAGACUACAUGGACAUUUCAAAAGAGUCUGAGCUUGAACUGGGAUUAGGGCUGAGCCUUUGCAGCAGCGGCGGUGGUGGUGUGGAGGCGAAGGGUAAGGGGUCUGCAUGGAGUGAAUAUGGAAGGAUAUUGACUGCUAAAGACUUUCCCAAUGGGUUUUCAGCUGGGAGUGGAAGGGCUGCUGCUGGAACAAAGAGAGCUGCUGCUGACUCUGUAGGUUCUGCUGAAGGUGGCUCUCCUUCUACUGGUGUCAGUCAGGUUGUGGGAUGGCCUCCUAUAAGGGCAUACAGGAUGAACACCUUAGUUAACCAAGCAAAGACUUCAAAUGCUGAAGAUGGUGAGGGAGUUGGCAGGGACGAAAAGAAGGAGAACUCGAAGAAGAAAAUCAAUCACGGAAAUGACAAGAAUGAUUCGACCAUUAAAGAAAGAGAUCAUCUCGGGUUUGUGAAGGUGAAUAUGGAUGGAUUACCAAUUGGAAGAAAGGUGGACUUGAAGGCUCACACUAGCUAUGAAACUUUGGCGCAAACUUUGGAAGAGAUGUUCUUCAAGCAUCCAUCGAGGAAGAUCCGUGGUGGAAAGGAACAAUCCAUGCAACCUUUUAAGCUUUUGGAUGGUUCGGCCGAGUUCGUGCUCACAUAUGAGGAUAAAGAAGGAGACUGGAUGCUAGUCGGAGAUGUUCCAUGGGGGAUGUUUCUCAGCACUGUGAAAAGGCUCAGAAUCAUGAAAAUUUCAGAGGCGAAUGGACUUGCUCCAAAGUUCCACAAAAGGAAUGAGAAACAAAGGGCCAGAGCAAUAUAGCAACACUGCUGCUUUGCAUACUAAAAUAUUUCGAGAGGAUUGAAAUGCGCUGUUUGAAAAGGAAAGCCAAAGGAUUAGAGAAGUUCGAGUCGAUUAUUUUGCUACAUCAGUUAUUUAUUUCUUUUUUUUGGUUUUUUAUGGUUGCAUUUUUAGAAUGCACCCAUAUUCUGGUCUAUAUACCACUUUACCUUGUAAGCCAUAUUCAAAUAGGAUGUUAAGUUGCUCUAUGUUAUCACAUGUUUUUUCUUUAUGAAUGCUUACUUGGCAUAAUGUAAAUUUGAGAAUGCUUCAUAUCUGUCUGUCUGUGUUUAGUUUUUCAUCAACUCAAUGGAUUCAAUUCUUCAAUUGUUGUCAAA